CGGUGAGUCCGCUCCUAUCGAUUGCGCGGCCGCACGGCGUGCACGUUCCCUACGACCGAGGACAUCCGUCUCCUUCCUACCCGUCUCCCCCGUCGGCGAUCUGACGCCGAUUGGCGACGAGAGCAACCCCAAUAUCGUGAGAGACCAGCGGGCGACCACGAGCGACGGACAGCAAGAUGACGCCGGAAGGAUAUACGCGCGUUUACGUGGGCGGGUUGAACGAGAGCAUCAAGAAGGAGGAUCUGCAGGUGGAGUUUGAGAAGUACGGCAAGCUGAACAAGGUGUGGGUGGCGUUCAACCCGCCGGGCUUCGCGUUCAUCGAGUUCUUCAACAUGAACGAGGCCGAGCUGGCGUGCUGCAACCUGAACGGCAUGGAGAUCAUGGGUGCGAAGUUGAGAGUGGAGAUAUCGCGGGGUAGGGGCCGCGGUGGCGGUAGGGGCGGUGGCUCGGGUGGUUUCCGCGGGAGUCGCGGGGUUGGCGGUAGGGACUUCGGCUCACGGGGCGGCACCACCGCGGGUUACCGCGGCAGUACUUACGGGGAUUACGGAGGCAGCUAUUAUACAGGCAGGGGUGGCGGAAGUAGGGGCAGAGGUCGUUACGGAGAAGACUAUAUGUUCAAUCGCAGCAGCGGGUAUGUUACGCGCGACGGAUAUACGCAGGACGUCUACGGUGGUAGUAGCGGGGACACCGGCGCCGACUACUACACCGGGAAGGACACGAGCACAGCGAGGUAUCGAAGCCGCUCUCCCGCCGGCCGUGGCAGUCAUCGUCAUCUACGUGAAUGCACAUAAAAGAACUACGCUGCGUCUUGCCAAUCUGAACUGCGGGCCACUCAGCCACCCGCCUUCGACGACUUCAUUUCUGUCCAAUCUACACAGCGAC
This is a messenger RNA of Wasmannia auropunctata (little fire ant), 882 nucleotides long. It is a transcript of the gene Rsf1, whose product is annotated as RNA-binding protein Rsf1. Gene Ontology annotation, biological process: mRNA splicing, via spliceosome. Gene Ontology annotation, molecular function: RNA binding. Bases 177 to 791 code for a protein of 204 amino acids. NCBI's taxonomy places the organism in Eukaryota, Metazoa, Arthropoda, Insecta, Hymenoptera, Formicidae. Gene Ontology annotation, cellular component: nuclear speck. The record is from RefSeq and is a predicted model, not a curated record. The transcript is spliced from 3 exons.